AUGGCUUCCACAUCAGAGGAGAAUCUCUACUGUCCCAUCUGUCACGACAUCUUCACAGAGCCUGUUGUUCUGUCAUGUAGCCACAGCUUCUGUAGAGACUGUCUGAAGACCUGGUGGAGACAGAAACCAACACACGACUGUCCAGUUUGUAAGAGGAGGUCUUCAAGAGAAGAAGCACCUGUUAGUUUGGUUUUGAAGAAUCUGUGUGAGUCCUUCCUCCAGCAGAGAGCUCAGAGAUCUUCAGAGUGUCUCUGCAGUUUGCACUCUGAGAAACUCAAACUCUUCUGUCUGGACCACCAGCAGCCAGUGUGUCUCGUCUGCAGAGAUUCAGAAAUACACUCCAACCACAGAUUCAGGCCCAUCAGUGAAGCUGCAAAACAACACAAGGAGGAACUUCAGGAAACUCUGAAGCCCUUAAAGGAGAAGCUGAAGGUUUCUGAACAAGUCAAAGUGAAGUUUGAUCAAACAGCAGAACACAUUAAGGUCCAGGCCCGACACACAGAGAGGCAGAUUAAGGAGCAGUUUGAGAAGCUUCACCAGUUUCUGAUAAAGGAGGAGGAGGCCAGGAUGGCUGCACUGAGGGAGGAAGAGGAGCAGAAGACUGGGAUGAUGAAGGAGAAGAUGGAGGCUCUGAGCAGAGAGAUAGCAGAUCUUUCAGACACAGUCAGAGCCACAGAGGAGCAGCUGAGAGCUGAAGACGUCUCAUUCCUGCUGAACUACAAGACUGCAGCAGAAAGAGUCCAGAGCUGCCUCCUGAUGGAGGAUCCACAGCUUCACCCAGGAGCUCUGAUAGACCAGGCCAAACAUGUGGGCAACCUGAGCUUCAACAUCUGGAACAACAUGAAGGACAUGGUCUCCUACACUCCUCUCAUUCUGGACCCAAACACUGCACAUCCAAAACUCAUCCUGUCUGAUGAUCUGACCAGUGUGGGAUAUGGCGAUGAACAGCAGCUUCCUGAUAAUCCAGAGAGGUUUUAUCCUGGUGUCUUUGUUCUGAGCUCUGAAGGCUUCAACUCAGGGACUCACAGCUGGGAUGUCGACAUCGGAGACAGUUCAUUGUGGGCACUAGGUGUUUUACAAGAGUCUGUCCAGAGGAAGGCAAAGAUAGAGUCUGGAUCAUGGAGAAUAGCGUUCUAUGAAGGUAAAUACUCUUCAGGGUCACCGUCAGCUCCCCCCACUUAUCUCUCAGUCCAGAAAAAGGUCCAGAGGAUCAGAGUGAAUCUGGACUGUAACAGAGGAAAACUGUCGUUCUCUGAUCUUGAUACUAAAACACACAUACACACCUUCAAUCACACUUUCACUGAGAGGAUGUUUCCGUACAUAAACACCAAGAAGACAGUGAAGAUUUUACCAGUAAAAGUCUCUGUGGCAGUAGAACAGAUCAGUUAGAGAUCAAGAGGAUCAAUAGAUUCAAAAUGUUUCUCUGUCUCACUUCUUUCUGCAAACACAAUAUUUUACCUUCAUAGUGUGAAUAUUUUCAGAAUUGGGGGGAACUUUGUCAGAUUUUGUUGAUUUUUAUA
Molecule: messenger RNA, 1520 nt
Organism: Acanthochromis polyacanthus (spiny chromis)
Lineage: Eukaryota; Metazoa; Chordata; Actinopteri; Pomacentridae
Product: nuclear factor 7, brain-like
Exons: 1
Coding region: 1-1389 (462 amino acids)
Molecular function (GO): protein binding; zinc ion binding
Source: RefSeq, a predicted model, not a curated record